This is a messenger RNA of Oppia nitens, 1636 nucleotides long. RefSeq names its product zinc finger CCCH domain-containing protein 10-like. Gene Ontology annotation, molecular function: metal ion binding. The record is from RefSeq and is a predicted model, not a curated record. Bases 2 to 1471 code for a protein of 489 amino acids. The transcript has a single exon. NCBI's taxonomy places the organism in Eukaryota, Metazoa, Arthropoda, Arachnida, Sarcoptiformes, Oppiidae.
AAUGUAUAACUAUAUGAAUGCAUCCAUUGUUUGUAAAUUUAUGAAUCGCUCGACAAAUAAUGUAUUGUCAGUGAUGUCUGACUUACCGCUAAUUAAUAACGAGGACAACGGCCUCCUAGGACUCGGCGACCAUCAUCUGAAUCACGUGUCCAUCAACAACAACAACAACAUUAACGACAAUCAUAGUCACGGCGGUCUACACGACGACGGCAUCGGUGACGUGUGUCGCGACUUUUUGCGCAAUGUUUGCCGUCGGGGAAAUGCCUGUCGUUUCCGACAUCCGGACCCAUCGGAAGCGGAAGAGUUGGGCAAAAAGAUUGAAUACAUCUUCUGUCACGACUACCAGAAUCGUGAGUGUCGUCGACAGAACUGUCGUUUCUUGCAUUGUACCAAACAAGAGGAAGAGGUUUACCGAUCGACUGGCAAAUUGCCGCAACACGUGUUGGACAAAAUGGCACAAAAUAAGGCCUCGGAAAUGAUGCAACAGUCGAAUGUAAUGUCGACAUCGAUGAUGGUGACCAAUGUUCCCGUUUGUAAGGAUUAUUUGAAAGGCGAGUGCCGUCGCGGUCCCGGCCGAUGUAAGUUUCGACACGUGUCGCAGUCCGAGUACGAUAUGGAAAUGCAAGCGCGCGGCGGCGCUAAUAAUCACUCGUCGAGUGGUGGCGGCGGCAGCAGCGGUGGCGGACAUCACGGGUCGUCCCGUUACGAUGGGCCGCACCCGGCGUCGCGCAAUCCAAUGCAUAACUCGUUUAAUGCCUCCUUUAACGACAACUUUUCGCCGCCCGAACCGAAACGCCGCGCGUACGACACAAGCGCCGCAUACAAUACGAACAGCUUUGCUCCGUACGGCGAUCGCGGUGGACAGGGCGGCGGAAAUGUUGCCGGACUCGGCGGCCUACAGGGCAUGAACAACAACAGUGCGCACGACUUUGACUACGGGUCGAGCAGUGGCCGCGCAAUGCAUGGGCCGAACGCGAGCGCAGGUCUGGCCCAGAAUGCUAUGUAUUCUUCCGCCCGAUAUCUGGAGGAAGAGAACGCAGCGCUGCGACGACGUAUCGACGAGCUUAAGAAACAGGUGGCCGACCUCAUGGCCACAAACGAGUUUCUCUUAGAGCAAAACGCACAGUUGCGCGCUAUCGGCAAGGCUGGUCAGGUACAAUCACAGCCAGCGGCACCCGUGGUCUCAAUGGCGCCACCAUUGCCGCCGAUGUCUACUUCCGAUCUGAUGGGCCAACAGCGACAGCCCGAUUUAGCUGCCGUUAGCACAGCGUUAGUUACCAACGCUUUAGUGCCCGCGGCCUCUCUCGGCAUACAGCCAACCGCCAUAACCAGUCUACCCAUAUCGUCAAUAGCAUCGAUGUCAUUGCCCACCAGCGUAUCGCUAAGCAGUUCCGCGCCGCUCGUCAGUUACCCGAUCAUUACCACACAAUCGAUGCGACCCACGAUCAUGACUCACUCGUUAGGCCACUGACUCGUUCGGCAUUAUAUAAUAACUGACGUAUCGCAGCACCGGUAGAUUUUCCCAAAGAGAUACACCGAUUAAUACAUACAUAACUGUCGAUUCCUUUAAUGUAUAAAAUAAUAUUACAUUUAUAACAUAUAAUGUCCCACAAAUGUAUCCAUUCAUAUUUAUAAU